AUGGCCGAGCCCCGCACCGAGAUGAUGUCGGCAGCAUCAUCCAGCCACGCCGGCGACGCGCACUCCCAAUCAUCCGCCUCGACACCUCCCUUGGAGCCAUCUAACGAACACAACGCCCACACCGGCCCUCACUCAAGCCAAUCGCACGUCCUCGACGAAACCCUCUUCCCCGCCGACUCGUACACCGCGGACACCAAGACCUACUGGGCCGACCUCCCCUUCUGGGAAAAGACGCGAUGGAUCACCAAUCAGUCCAACACAGAAGCUCGUCGCGAGCUCGGCGAGAUCGGUAGCAUGUUCAAGCGCGACCCCCUUUCGCCGCUGCGUGCCUACUACAACAACUACGUCAUCACCGGUCUCGGUCUCUUUGUCGAAGGCUAUACACUCUUUUCGGUGGGAAACUUGACGCCGCUUUUCAAGGCGGUGUGGCCAGCAUGCUGGAAGACUCACGAGGUGUGCGACAAAACUUGGGUCAGUGCCAUCGACUACCUCGAGAUUGUCGGUAUCAUCGUGGGUCAGAUCCUCGUCGGUAUCGAGGGUGACUGGAUUGGACGACGUUUCGGUAUGGUGCAGGAUGCGUUGGUGAUGACGCUGGGAUCGGUGAUGCUGACGGCCAUGUGGGGUAACUCGCUCAACGGAUGGGUCAUCUGCUACGCCUGGUCCGUCUUUAUCUACGGUAUCGGCGUUGGUGGCGAAUACCCCAUGACAUCCACCCGAGCCAUGGAGGGGACCGGUUCCGGUCGAGCUGCCACCACCGGCGAUCGAAUGCACCGUGGUCGCAAGGUGGCCCUGUCCUUCCUCAUGCAGGGCUGGGGUCAACUUGCCAACCAGGCCGUCCUCAUCAUCGGCCUUCUCAUCUUCCACGGCUCGCUCGCGGCCCCUUACUCCACCACCUCCACCCAGUGGACUUUCCGCGUCCAAUUCGGCAUUAUCGCCGUCUUUACUCUCUACCUCGCCUACAUCCGCUACUACCGCAUGACCUAUCAGGACGCCGCCCUCCGCCAAGCCAAAAAGCGACUUGGCACCUCGGGCUACGACAUGAAGUCCCUCAAGCUCUCGCUCAACCACUACUGGCACCGUCUCGUCGGCACGGCCCUCGGCUGGUUCGCCAACGACUUUUUCUUCUACGGCAACAAGAUCUUCAGCGGCAUCUUUAUCAACAUCAUCACGGGCAACCGAGGCGGGCUGGAGACGACUUGGCUGUACAACCUCUACAACAUCAUCAUCUCGCUCGCAGGGUACUAUCUGGCGGCGUUGUUGAUCGACCACAAGCAGUACGGGCGAAAGUGGAUGCAGGCCAACGGGUUCAUUGCCGACUUUAUUCUCUUCAUCAUUGGAGCGGCGCUGUUCAACCCGUUGACCAAGCCUGGUGGAGGAGUCAAGGCCUUCCAGGCGAUCUACUUUUUGAGCUCCUUUUUCAACCAAUUCGGGCCCAACUCCACCACUUUCUUGCUCGCCGCCGAAGUUUUCCCGGCCUCCAUCCGCGCCACUUCGCAUGGUGUCUCCGCCGCCGUCGGCAAGCUCGGAGCCCUUGCUCCUGCCAUCCUCUACAACUACAUAGAAAACAGAACGAAGUUCUGGGUAGUGUCGUGGUUCGGCCUGCUCGGCUGGAUCCUAACAAUGGUCUUCAUCCCGGACACGACGGGUCUCGACCUUCGCGAGCAGGAACGCUACUGGGAAUGCGUCGUUCAAGGCCGCGAGUCGGACUACCACGGUGUCGCCAUCCACCCGCGUCACCUGUCCUUCUACGAGCGUGUCGUCCUCAAGAGGCACAGGCACUACAAUCCCGAGCUCGACAGGCAGCAGAAGAUGGCCGAGCUCGAACGCAUGUUCCACUCGUCCAAGGCCGAGAAGGGCGAGGUCGACGAGGUGGAUGUCAUGGAGGAGGACCUGCAGUCGUACUUCCAGCAGCUCGCGGAUGGGAAGAAUCUGGGCUCGGCAGCUCCGCAACAGCAACACCCGUCGAAGCUCGCCGAGAUCGAGAAGAGGUUGUGA
Kalmanozyma brasiliensis GHG001 is the source of this 1995-nucleotide messenger RNA. RefSeq names its product General substrate transporter. Gene Ontology annotation, molecular function: transmembrane transporter activity. Gene Ontology annotation, biological process: transmembrane transport. Gene Ontology annotation, cellular component: membrane. Bases 1 to 1995 code for a protein of 664 amino acids. NCBI's taxonomy places the organism in Eukaryota, Fungi, Basidiomycota, Ustilaginomycetes, Ustilaginales. The transcript has a single exon. The record is from RefSeq and is a predicted model, not a curated record.